AUGGGGGUGGCCGACGAUUUUGCCCCAAGCUUCACGCAGAAGCCGCAGCUGAGGCAGGAGGAUGACGGGAACAAGCUGGUCUUCGAGUGCCAGCUCUUCGCAGGUCCCAAGCCUGAAAUCAGCUGGUAUCGCAGUGAUGAGCUGCUGAAAGAGGAUAAUAGGACACAGUUUAAAAUCCAGAGUGUGGCAAACAACAAGUACCUGGUGGUACUGGAACUGGAUGAUGUGGUGGAAACAGACGCUGGACUUUACAAGGUUAAAGCUAAGAAUAAGAUGGGCGAGGUGGCCGCUUCCAUCAAUCUUAACUUUAGCCCUGCAGACGAAGAAAAACAGAAACAAGUAGACGGUAAGGCGCCAACGUUCGCGCGCAAGCCAGCAAUCCGACAAGAAGACGACGGCAAGCGAUUGAUCUUCGAGUGCCGCAUUGAAGCUGAGCCAGUGCCCAGUGUCAGCUGGUCUCAUAACGGGACCGGAGUCUCUCCCGGUGCUAGACACAAGUUAACGGUUAACAAGGACGGGAAAUCUUAUUACGCGUCGCUUGAAAUCAACAAUGUGACUGUUGAAGACGCGGGAAAAUACAGAGUGACCGCUAAGAACGAACUAGGAGAGAGUAACGCUACAAUAAGUUUAAACUUUGACAGCGAUGAAGCGCCCGUGCCUGAAGAUUAUAUUAAACCUACUUUUACGGAGAGACCAGUUAUCAGACAAUCGGAAGAUGGUACCAAAAUAACGUUUGAAUGUCGAUGUGUUGGCAAACCGAAACCAACCAUUACAUGGUAUCACGGCAAAAAGCUAGUUAAGGAAAGUAGUCGAUACAAAAUAUCGCUCGAAGAGGAUCAAACGCUGUAUCACAUUGCGCGACUUGAAAUAAUAAACGUAGAGAAUGCAGAUAAAGGUGAAUAUAGGGCUGUUGCUAAAAACAAGCACGGUGAAGGCGUAGCAAAGAUCAAUUUGAAUUUCCAAAGCGGGGACAAACCUAAAAUUCCCGACGGUAAAGCACCCAGAUUUCCCAAGAAGCCUACUAUUAGACAAGAGGGUGAUAUCCUCAUUAUGGAAUGCAUACUAGAAGCUCAUCCAUUACCAGAUAUAACAUGGUUUCAUGGAGAUAAAGAAAUAAAGGACGGUGUUAAAAUGAAAAUGUCUAGGAAAGCUAUUGGAAAAGACACGUACAAUUUAACGUUAGAAAUAUUAAGCCCCACUGCAGAAGAUGGUGGAAAUUAUAGAUGUAACGCCUUUAACUUGUUUGGCGAGAGUAAUGCUAACAUUGCUCUCAAUUUCCAAGGUGGGGAUGACGAAAACGGUUUCGCACCUUCGUUUAUUGAGAAACCGAGAAUUGUUCCCAACGAAGAUGGCACGCUCAUCACAAUGCGUUGUGUUUGCAAGGCUAAGCCGGCGGCUGAAGUCACGUGGUACCGGGGAUCAACCGUCAUUAAAGCUAGUAGUAAAAUUCAAAUCAAAUCAUCAGUCAUUAGCGAAGAUGUUUACGAAUUAGUGUUGCUUUUAUCAAACCCGACUGCAGCGGAUGGUGGCGCUUACCGCUGUCAUGUCGUAAAUGAGUUCGGAGAAAGUAACGCUAAUCUGAACUUAAAUAUUGAAGCAGAACCAGAACCUGAGGGUGAAGGUCCGACAUUUGUUGAAAAACCAACUAUUCAAUCAAAGGACAAUGGAAAAUUAGUAGUUAUGGGUUGCAAAGUUAAAGCUAGCCCAAAACCAACGAUCGUCUGGUACCACGAGGGUAAAGAAAUACGGGACUCAUCAAAAAUUAAAACCAGGAUCGAAGUGAAAGAAGAUAUUUAUACCAUAAUAUUAGAACUUAUCGAUCCUGGAAUUGAAGACUCCGGAUUGUAUAAAUGCAAUAUUAAAAAUGAACUUGGGGAGCUCAACGCGAAUUUAACGCUCAAUAUUGAAAUCAUUCCAGUUAUUAAAGAGAAACCAAAGAUCAUUAAAAUAGUUAAGAAGAAGACUGUGAUUGUUGAAUGUAAAGUAUUAAGUAAAUUUGCUCCUGCGUGUACGUGGUAUAAAGAAGCUAGUGCUGUUAAAGAAAGUUCGAGACAUACAGUUUUGAUAGAACCAUCCAGAGAGGGUGAAUUUACAGUUAAGUUAGAAAUUUCGAAUGUUAGCCAACAAGACAAAGGUUCUUACAAAUUAGUUGCUAAAAACGAAAAAGGUGAAGCCACUUCACAAGUCGUGGAGAUCACCGAGAUACCUGAAGAAAAGGGUGAAAAACCAUAUAUCAUUAAACAUUUUAGAAGCUUGGCUAAAAAAGAAAACGAAGAAGCUGAAUUUGUUGCUGUUUUGAAAACAUCUGAUCAAUCAUGUAGAUGUACAUGGUACAAAAAUUCAACAGUUAUAAGAGAUUCUUCAGAAGUUAAUACAUCAUUUGAUGGUACAAACGCUCGCCUUAUUAUAAGAAAGGUGACAUCAAAAUAUGUCGCAAAUUACAGAGUUGUAAUAAGAAAUGAAUUUGGAGAGGAUGAGUCUAGUGCAGAUUUAACACUUGUUGAGGAAAAGAAAAAGAAAAAGGAGGAAGAAGAAGAAGAAACUACGGUGAUUGAGGAAUCUGAAGAAGAAAUGUCAAUCGUAGAAGAAAAAUCAAUCAUCGAAGAAAAUCAUGUUGAAGAAAGAAAAGAACAGAAAAAACAAGCGGAGGAGGAAGAAACUACUAUCAUCGAACAGAAAAAGGCAGCUGCUAAAAAGGUUACAAAGAAGCAAGAAAUUAAAACUGAAACUCAAAAUGAAGAAGUCUCAGUUGAGGCAAAGAAGUCUGAAACAAAAUCUGAGGCUAAAAAAGUUGAGACUAAAGUUCAAGAAACUAAAAAAGCUGAAGUAGAACAAGAAGAGAUCAAGAAAGUUCUAGAGAAGAAGACUGCAAAGUCAGAGGAAGAGAAAAAGGCACUCUUAGAAAAGAUUGAAAGUAAGAAAAAGCCAGAGCCUGAACCAGAAAAGAAAAUUGAAGGAAUUCCCAAGCUCAAACCAGUUAAGCCAAAAGAAGAACCAAAGGAAGAGACAGAAAAAACUACAAAGAAAACUGAAGAAAAGAAGAAAGUUAUUAAAAAGAAGGUUAUUAAGAAGAAAGAAGAAGAUGAAUUCAACUUUGAUGACGAUUAUGAGCGCCCUGUUCUGGAGAAGUACGAAAGAAUCACACCUACACCACUUCAAAAAACACCUAAGGUUGAUGAAACACCAAAGACCAAGCGUGCUUCAAUUUCUGAAAGUACUAAGAAGCGACAAGAAGAACCAGAAGAGAUACCUAAAGAUACUCCUACUGCAGACAAAGACCAUAAAAUUGAUACAAAUGACGAGGUUGUUGAGGAAACACGAAGAACAAGUAUUAAAAAAGGUAUUCGGAAACCUGAAGAACCUAUUGAUGAAAUAUCACAGGUUAAAUUAUCAAAAACUCCUACAAAACCAACUGAAAUGCAGACCGAAGAACCCCAAACUGCUCAAUCUAAAAAGGCUGUUAAAAAGCCUGAAGAACAGAAAGAGUAUGUCGAUGAUUACGAAAGACCAGACCUCGAAAAAUACGAUAAGGUCUCUCCAUCGUCUCUUGAUAAAACAAAGAAAGAAAAUGGCGUUUCUGAGGAACCAUCAAAGUAUGUAGACGAUUAUAAAAAACCUGAGCUUGAAAAAUACGAUAAAGUUACACCUACACCUAAAGAUAUACGUCGUCCAAGUGAUACUCAGGAUGAGACAGAUAUGAUGACUGGUAAAAUUAAACCUAAACCAAAAGAUGGUGAAACAGAAAUGCCUGCACUCCGAAAACGAACUAUCGUUAAAGAUAAGGAGGAGGAGAAAAAGUCUGAUGAGAAAUCAAAGCCCAAAACUACCAAGAAAGAUGACACUAAACCAAAGAAACGUCCAUCUCUUAAACAGAAAGAGGUUGAUGAAGAAGAAUUUAUUGAUGAUUAUGAGAGGCCAGUUCUUGAGAAAUACGAAAGAAUUACUCCGACUCCUAUAGAGAAAAAGAAGAAGGAGGAAAAACUUCCAAAAGAAAUCACCUCUACUUCAUCCGUACAACGUCAGUCAAUAAAAGAUAAUGAUAAAUCUGAGCCUAUGGAAAUUGACGAGAAUGAAGACACAGAAUACAAACCUAAACCAAAGAAAGAUGAAGACACGACAACAAAAACAGGAACAUACCAAAAUGCACAAAAUGAACCAAUGGAAGAAGACGAUUUUGUAGAAACAAAAGCACGAUCAGUAGGGCCAAAGAAGGAAGAAACGCAAAAGUAUCCUUCUUUCAAAGAAAAAGAGGACAUUCCAAAACACACUGACGACCGAAACCAAACAAAACCCGAAAAAGAUAGCAAAUAUGUAACUUCACCUACAGAUACUGAUAGCCCAAUUGUUAAGGAUGAUGACGCGCUGGUUAUUGAUAAAUCAAAACGUAAAGAUAGCGUCACUAAAACUAAACCGGAAGAAUCAGAUGAACCAGAAGAAGUUAAAAAACCACUUCUCCCUAAACAAUCUAUUAAAACAAAGGAUGAUGAGAAGACGACGGAUGAUAAAGAAAAUAUUACACCGAUUAAAAAAGUUAAAACUAUUUCAAAAAAGCGUCCUUCUUUAAAAACAAAAGAGGUUGAGGAAGAAGAAUUUGUCGAUGAUUAUGAGAGACCUGUCCUCGAAAAAUACGAAAAAUUCACGCCAACACCAAUUGAAAAAAAGAAAAAGGAAGAAAAGACACCUGAGGAUGUUCCUUCUUCAACUGUUCAGAGACGCCGUUCGGUCAAAGGCAAAGAUAAACCAGAGCCGAUGGAGGUUGAUGAAAAUGUCAAUUUGUCUGCACCGAAAAAGCCAGGAAAGCCUGAACCGGAAGACGUUACACUUACACACAAAACACCCGCUGAUACUACACCCACGGUGGAUGAAGCCGAAGCAAAACUAAAGGUUAAAAAACCUGAAGUUGUUGAAGACGCAACCAUCAAACGGCCUUCGGAUAAACCUAAAAAGAUGUUUACCAACCCUAUUAAAUCAAAGUCAGAACUGCCAAUAGAACGAAGAUACUCAUAUAUUAUAAAGGGAGAGGACACCGAAGAGUCAGUCAGCCUCACCAAACCCAAAACUAAGACAAGCACAACUGCUCCUGAAGAUGCAACACUGACACAAAAAACUCCAUCAAAGAAAAAGCAGACGGAGGGUUCUGAAGCUGCUAAGCUCAAAAUUAAAAAGCCAGCUGUCGUUAAGAAAGAUAAUGAAGAUGAUGUUGGGGAACCACUCACGAUACAAGGUGGUAAAUUCCAAGUGCCACAACUUAAGAAAACAACAAAGAAAACACAAGACAAGCCCAAAAAUGCCACUGCUACGGACAAUGAAAACGCGGAUGGGUACCAACUGGACUUCGUUGACGACUACGAAAGACCAGUAUUGGAGAAAUAUGAAAAGAUGACGCCAACUCCAACAGUUCGUGAGAAGAAAGAAAAAGAAGUUACACAGGUCGCACAUGCAGAACAGCAUUUAGCUGUGAAGACUGACAGCAGGCGUACAUCAGUCGCGUCCGUUCAAAGUGAAGUCGAAAUGAAAUCCGAGAGCCGCAGGAGUUCGAUAAUCGAGAACAAAGCAAUAAAGAUGACGAAGGAAUCUGCUGAAAGCAGAAAAUCUUCCAUUUCUUCGAUAUCGGAACAACAACAAGUCUCUACUUUCAGAAAGGGAUCACUUAAGACUGCAGUUAAACAAGAGGCUCAAGUGAAUGAAUUAGAGAAAAUUAAGUUAAAGGAUGACAACAUUGGAGAUAUUAAUGAUACACCAGACUCACCUCAAUGGCGACCUACGCACACAGACACACAGGUGACAGACAAGUCUCAGCCAAAACGUAGUUUUAGCUUAGAUCAAACAAAACCCAAAGAUGAAGUUAACGGUAGACGAAGACACAGCAAGGUGGAGGCUACUGAAGAUGUAACCGAAACAAAUGAGACAAAUAUCAAACGAAAAACAUCACUAGAUAAACCUAUUGAUUCCACAUACCCGUGGCGUCGAUCUAGUAAGGUUGAGGAAAAAGAUGAUUCGGACGAAGAGUUCUUUAAGAAGAGAGACAUUCGCCGGAAAACAUCUAUUGAUCGACCUACUCACCCUAGUUUUCCGUGGAAGCCCUCUACAGAUGAGGAAACCUUGACCAAUGAAACGCUUGGAUCAGAUAAACCAACAUCAGUGUUGAAUAAAGAUAAUGAUUUGGCUCACACUACAAAGAUACCUACAUCAGACACAUCUGAAUCUAAAAAAAUACCUUCACAACUACACACAGAGGACUCAACGAAAGAUAACUUAGCAAAACUAGAACCCGUCAUAAAUAAAGCCGAUCAAUUAAAACAGAACAACAACAAUAUUACACUAUUACAUAAUCGCUUAGAUGAUAAAACAGAUCAAGACGAAAUAUAUCCUUGGCGUCGUCCAAGUAAAACUAGUGAGGAGCCCUUGAAGGUACAAGAAGAAAAAGUAAAUAAUGAUUUAGCGAAGCCAAAGGUACCAGAAAACGUUACACAAACUGACGCAACAGAUAUUUCACAAAAUACACUAUAUCCUUGGAGAAAACAAAAAGAGAUUCCAGUUCUAAUAACCCCAGAACCGGAUAAAAAACAAAGCGAGGUGCCAUUCUCGUGGCAAGUUAUCCCUGAAAUUCCGCAGGCUGAACAAACACCAGAACUAGAGGAUAAUUACAAACCAACUUUACGUGAACAAGAUAUCGCACCCUGGAGAAGAUCACGAUCUCCUCAGAAAGUGGCUCAGAAAGAAGUAGCGGUAGAAGAAGAGGCUAAGAAAGCAAAGGUCACUUCUGUGAAGAAAAAGGCUGAGGACCUGCCUGAAAUUGCUGACUAUGAUAGACCUGAUCUAGAGAAAUAUGAGAAGAUUUCGCCCACCCCGACUACCAGGGAAAAACCAGAAAAAGAGCCGGCUGAGAAGCCUAAAGUGCCCGAAAUCAAGGCACCUGAAGAACCACCAGCGGCACCUAAGAUUGAAGUUAUUAAAGAGAAGUCACCAAAACCAGAAAUGCCUCGUAAACCAUCGCUAUCACCAGCUCCUCCAGCAAGACGUGGGUCUCUCAUUCCUCCGCCGGAGGAAAUGGGUAGACGCCCUUCACUCUUAAUCAGCGAUGAGGAGAAUAGAAAACUAAGACCUGGUGAAGUGAUCGAAGAGAAGAAGGUCACGAAAUUACGGCCAGGCGAAGUUUUAGACGAGAAAAAGAUAGAAAUACCUGUGGAUGGCGCGUGGGCCGACCGCCUGCUAUCUGAGCUGCAACAAUACUGGUAUCUGAAGAACUUUUGGCAUUGA
Messenger RNA from Pieris macdunnoughi, 7260 nucleotides. Lineage: Eukaryota; Metazoa; Arthropoda; Insecta; Lepidoptera; Pieridae. The record is from the annotation of a GenBank genome assembly.